Molecule: messenger RNA, 1442 nt
Organism: Phragmites australis (common reed)
Lineage: Eukaryota; Viridiplantae; Streptophyta; Magnoliopsida; Poales; Poaceae
Exons: 1
Coding region: 192-1193 (333 amino acids)
Source: RefSeq, a predicted model, not a curated record
CCACGGUGGUUCGCCACUCAAUUUCUCGCCAAUUUGAGUCCGGCGCACCGCCACCGACCGUGCCUUCCUCGCCCACCCCACCGCCGCGGCACCACCGCACUGACCCAAUCACCAGCCCUCAACCCCGUCCGAUCCCCUAAAAAUUCGCCAAAUUCCCCCCGAAAUCAACGGGCCGUACCCGCACCGCGGCGAUGGAGCUGGCAUCGACCGACCUCGCGGCGGUGGGCGCGGCGGAGCUGGUCCGCGUCUCCGCCUCGAUCCCGCGCGCCGCGCCGCGCACCUUCGCGCUGCUCACCGCCUGCCUCGUCUUCCCGCUCUCCUUCGCGGUGCUCGCCCACUCCCUCUUCACCCACCCCAUCCUGCUCCACUUCCAGAGCGCCAACUCCGACCACCACUCCGAUUCCGCGCAGUGGCUCAGGCUCUUCGCCUACCAGUUCCUCUACCUCAUCUUCCUCUUCACCUUCUCCCUCCUCUCCACCGCCGCCGCCGUCUUCACCGUCGCCUCUCUCUACGCCGCCAAGCCCGCCUCCAUCUCCUCCUCGCUCGCCGCGCUGCCGCCCAUCCUGCCCCGCCUCCUCCGCACCUUCCUCUGGGUCUCCCUCCUCAUGCUCGCAUACCACCUCGUCUUCGCCCUCACCGUCCUUCUGCUCAUCGUUGUCUUCAUCCCCAACGCGUCCGUGUCGGCCCCGCCCUCCCUCUCCUUCCUCCUCUUCCUUAUCAUCGUCGUCUUCGUCUUCCUCGGGAUCCACGUCUACAUCUCCGCGCUGUGGCACCUCGCCAGCGUCAUCUCCGUGCUCGAGCCGGUCUGCGGGCUCGCCGCCAUGGCGAAGAGCAAGCAGCUUCUCCAAGGGCGCGCCGGCACAGCUGCCACGCUCGUUGUCUCCUACUUCGCAGUGUGUGGCGUCACCUCGUUGCUGUUCCGUGCCGCCGUCGUGAAGGGGCGCGGCGAGGAGGGGAGCCUCGGCCUGGCCUUGCCCGGGCGGCUGCUUGUGGGCGCCGUGCUGGUGUGCGUUCUUGUCUGUGUCAAUUUGCUGGGACUGCUCGUGCAGAGCGUGUUCUACUACGCUUGCAAGGCCUUCCACAACCAGCAGAUUGACAGGAGUGCGCUGUACGAGCACCUUGGAGGGUACCUUGGGGAGUACGUGCCGCUCAAGAGCAAUAUCCAGAUGGAGAACCUUGAGAUUGGAGCUUAGGGGAAGGGUUAGCUGCUCACCUCUUUGAUUCAAACUAGCGGUGUCUUGUAGAUCUUACUCUAAAGACGAGUAUGGUUUACUAGAAUACUAGGAGCAAUACUGUAGUAGUUUGUAAUCUGUAAGUGACAACUUGCAGUAUGGACCAAUCUAUGGGAUGGAACAGAGAUGUAUAAACAAGGCUGCCUUUCGUUUCGCAAAAUCGUAGACUUGUUUACCUUGUUUUCGUGUGAUUCAUGUUAUUUUUCUUCA